CGUUGACUUCUCAGAAGAGGAGGAAUAUUGUGAAAUUUAGGCACGUUUUGGACCUCAGUAAUUUAUACUGCGCUGUUUCACAGAUCAGAAAUAAGUGAACACAAAAGAGGAGUUGAAUUUUUAGAAAAACUCUGUUUUCGGGAGCAGUUAUGGAUGAGUUUGACGCGCCUUUGAAGACGCCCGUUGAACACGGCGAAAACUGCGACGUUUUGAAAGAAAUUGAGGAACAAACUUGUCUACUUUUUGAGGAAUUUCUACGUUUGGACGAUCAUAUUUUAGAUUGUCCAAAACCGGCUGGACGUCUUCGUGGAUUUGCAAGUGAACAGAAAGAAAUAUGCGAUUCGCCAGUGUACAAAUCUGUCACGAAAACUCGAGGCAAUUUAGCGGAAAAUAGAACUGAUCCAAAAAUGAAAGAAUUGGCUCUUGAAUUACAGAAAGCUGGUGAUAAACUUGUCACUGACUAUGGAUCAAAGGUUCAGGAUGUUGAGGGCAAACUAUUACAGCUUGUCAAACAAGAGGCUGYAAACUUAACYUAUGAAAGAUUCUCAGUGGCUGUCGAUGACCUCGUUGGAAAAGACAAAGACUGGACAACAUUUGUGUUUGCUUUCCAUGUUGGAAAAAGGAUCUGCAAGCAUUCACARGAAGGUUUUCAAUAUGCAAGGAAUUACUUCCAACAGUAUAUAUCACAGUCUUACAGUCAGACAUUGAGAGACUCUGGAGGCGUGGAAACGUUUUUGAGAACACGAGGAUCAUCAAUGCCACAGUGAAUGAAAGAAUAUAAUUACACASAGGAACUCCAACCAGGAGUUUUUUGUAAAACUGAAAAUAUCACAUAAGACUAAUUUAAGAUAGACCUGCCUGUCUAAAACUAGGCUCUUUAUCCAGCCAUGAAGAAUUAAGGUGAGGUCAAGACUACAGUCAAACUCUAACUAGCAUACAGAGGCUGGUGAUACAAAGGAUGAACAUCAAAUCCAUACUAACAGGUUUCUCAGUAGUAAUAAAAGUAGGCAUUUAGGAAAAUUACCCGUCAAAAUAGGAAAAGUACACUCAGCUAAAUAAUUUGUGAAUAAAUUCUUUAUUCUAAAGUGCUACUUGCAUGAAAAUGGCCUUAUUUCAAAACUUCAAGCAAUACAAAUAAAUGACUGUCAUUUAUAUCUAUU
Exaiptasia diaphana is the source of this 1160-nucleotide messenger RNA. RefSeq lists its product as uncharacterized. Gene Ontology annotation, biological process: regulation of apoptotic process. The record is from RefSeq and is a predicted model, not a curated record. Lineage: Eukaryota; Metazoa; Cnidaria; Anthozoa; Actiniaria; Aiptasiidae. The transcript has 5 exons. The coding region runs from base 150 to 767 and encodes 205 amino acids.